This is a messenger RNA of Aspergillus steynii IBT 23096, 882 nucleotides long. Its product is annotated as alpha/beta hydrolase family esterase. The coding region runs from base 1 to 882 and encodes 293 amino acids. The record is from RefSeq and is a predicted model, not a curated record. Gene Ontology annotation, cellular component: extracellular region. Lineage: Eukaryota; Fungi; Ascomycota; Eurotiomycetes; Eurotiales; Aspergillaceae. Gene Ontology annotation, molecular function: hydrolase activity. The transcript is spliced from 2 exons.
AUGCCGCCCUUCUAUAUUCUCUGUUCUUUGCUCUGCCUUCUAGGCACCACCUCCGCUGCCAUUCUGCGUCUUGUCCCCAGCUUUGGUGACAACCCUGGUCGUGACCGAAUGUACAUCUAUGUCCCCGAUACUCUGCCCGACAACCCGGCGAUUGUGGUGGCUCUCCAUGGCUGUCUGGGCAGCGCCCCCAGCUACUACCGGCAAAACGAUAUUGCAGACGCGGCCGACAAGCACGGCUUCAUCACCAUCUACCCCGGCUCUACGCGCGACUCCAACUGCUGGGAUGUGAACACUGUGCCCUCGCUCACGCACAACGGUGGCAGCGACUCCCUUUCUAUCGUCAACAUGGUGAAGUACACGCUGGAUAAAUACUCUGGCGACGCGUCUCGCGUUUUUGUAACGGGAUCAUCCUCUGGCGCCAUGAUGACUCAAUCCCUGGUCGCUGCCUACCCGGAUAUCUUCUCCGCGGGGGCUGCCUUCUCAGGCCUGCCAUAUGGAUGUCUCAAGGGCUCGCCGGGCUCAAGUCCCUUCUCGUCGGAUCCAGCUUGUGCUGCCGGUGAGGUGAUCAAGACGGGCCAGGAAUGGGCUGCGCUGGUUGACCAGGCAUAUCCCGGUUGGAACGGGGAGUAUCCAAAACUGCAGGUCUGGCAUGGCACGGCGGACAAUGUGAUCUCGCAUCAGAGUCUGGUGGAGGAGCAGAAGCAGUGGUCGACAGUGUUUGGGGUCUCUCUGAGCAAGAAUGUGAGCAACACGCCGGAGACUGGCUACACGCAGUAUGUGUAUGGUGAUGGGGGACGGUUCGUGGCGUAUUCGGCUAAGGGGGUCGGACAUGUUGUGCCGACGCAUGUGGACUCGAUCUUGGAGUGGUUUGGGAUUAUCUGA